This is a messenger RNA of Protopolystoma xenopodis, 842 nucleotides long. Lineage: Eukaryota; Metazoa; Platyhelminthes; Monogenea; Polystomatidea; Polystomatidae. The record is from the annotation of a GenBank genome assembly.
AUGUCCCACUUCGGCGAGCCCGAAAGCGUCAGUUGCCGAGCUCCUGUGCAUCCGAGUCUGGACUGGACUGCUCUAACUCCAACCCAGUUUCGGACUCCGCCUCGCUUCCCACGAGUUCUAAUCCUACUACCGCCAUACGUCAUCUUCGCCAGCGCCGUCAACCCUUUAUUCAGGAAACCUCCUCUGUAACUGUCUCAGCUGCUGACCACAUCGAUCAUCCCCGGACAUGCAACCGCAGGCCACAAAGUCACAGGUUACAGUUAUCAUCCACAUCGCCUGAAGGCUCUGCUGCUCUUAACCUCAGUCCUACGUCUUGUGGGCUUGCAAUGUUGCAUUCACGUAGUUUACUCCUCACGGGCUGCCGGAUAGCUCAAACUGCUGCGGAGGGUCGGCUCACCAGUCUGUCAUGCAAUGACUCUGAGUUAAGUUCCUUUCUGCCCGCUCAUCGAACGCAUAACUUCGCAAACUUGAACGAAGCCAAAGAACAUAGAUACCGCGAAUCUGGGGAUCUAGCUGUUGGCUGCCUACAGGAUGUUGUUCCAUUGUCUCUGGUGCAGUACCUAGAACUUACUAAGCAGGUAUUUAUGGAUCACUUCGCAAUGCUUCGUUCUCCUGUUUACCGAGCUCAGCUAUUACGUGAGGUCCAAGUAGAACGUCAACGACACGAGGAGCUACUUCGUCGCAAACAGCUUCUCGAGGAGGUGAUUGACAAGCUCCAUGUUGAAGGGUGCAGUUUACUAUCCAACUUUACUAAGCGUGUAAGUCGAUCCCGAUCAAGUAUUCUAUCGGUCAAGAAUAGUUCUAGUCCUAGAGUUAAGUUGAUUUCAUUUUUUCGUUAUUGA